GAUGUUUUCCUCCCAAGAUACCUCUUUACAUGGUAUCAGAGCAAGAGUCCUAGGGUUUAGGUUAAACAUCUAGCAAAAGUACUGUUCACGGCGCACUGUUCACGCCGGCACUGUUCACGCGUACUGUUCACGCGUCUCGAGUUUUGACCCUUUCUUGGGUUUGAAGUGCUAUUCGCUAUGGCUGAAAGUUUAUCAAAAAGUAUUGUGACGUCCACUAAUAUUAUGCCAAUGGUGAUGCCUCAAAUCACAAAUUGGAAGUUGAAUGAUACCAAUUAUCAACAGUGGUCAAAAGCUGUUAAGAUUUAUCUGACAGGCUUAGGAAAGCAACGUUAUCUCACAGAUGACUCUCCUACGGAGGAUAGCAAGAAACUAAUGUGGAUUCAAGAGGAUGCCCAAAUUCUUGGAGCAAUAUGGAAUUCUAUGGAGCCACGAAUUGCUUACAUGUGUUCUCAUUGUGAGACAACAAAAGAAGUUUGGGAUUAUGUCCGGUUAUUAUAUUGCAGUAAUCUCUCACGGAUGUUUGAUAUUUCUUUGGAGUAUUUUCAGUUGCAACAAGAUAACAAGACAGUAACUGAAUACUUUGCUGAUCUUAAGCGAGUCUCAGAGGAAUUAAAUGCUGUAAUGCCUCUCUCAAGUGAUAUCAAGGUUAUGCAGAGGCAAAGAGAACAAAUGCUUGUGCUCAAAUUCCUGGCUGGUCUCAAGCCGGAAUUUGAACCAAUCAAAUCUCAAAUUUUAGCAGGUGAACAAUUACCAUCCUUUGCAGAGGCGUAUGCUCGGGUCUUACGUUCUGCAUCUAAGGACAAUGCACAGGGUGAUGGUCCUUCAUCUUUAUUACCUGAGUUAUCGGGUUCACCAGAUUCCACCACUCGAUUAUCUCAUCCUAAUCUUCAAGUUUAUUCUCGUCGUUCCAUGGUUGAGAAAGCUCCUGAUAUGCUACGCACUUCACCAAUUAACUCUCAAUCUUCAGAUCCAGGCACCAAGCAAUUAAUGCGUGUCUGGCUCCUCUAUAUUCUGUUGAAGGGAUGCAUGUAAUAACAGUGGAGGGUGUUGGGAAUUGCAGGCGUGGCCUACAUCCUAUCCAGGAAUCCUUAGCACGUUCUCAUGGCUCACAGUGUGGAUUUUGCACUCCUGGUUUCAUUAUGUCCAUUUACGCAUUGCUACGGUCGUCUCAAGAACCACCAACACUAGAGCAGAUUGAAGAAAGCCUUGCUGGAAAUCUUUGUCGAUGUACAGGUUAUAGACCCAUUGUUGAUGCAUUUCGAGUGUUUGCCAAGACUAAUGACAGCUUAUAUGUUAAUGGAGCCUUGGAAGGCCAUAGUGGUCAGUUUAUAUGCCCUUCAACUGGAAAGCCAUGUUCUUGUGGGUUGAAACCAGGAAAUGAAGAUGAGAAGCUAAAAACAGAUAGGUGCUCUGUUGAUGAUUAUAGUCCAGUCUCCUAUAGUGAUACUGAUGGAACGAUAUUCACCAACAAAGAGCUUAUAUUCCCCCCUGAGCUUUUAUUGAGAAAACUAACUUAUUUAUGUCUAACUGGACUAAAUGGCCUGAAGUGGUAUAGGCCUUUGAAGCUUCAGCAUGUAUUAGACCUAAAAGCAAGAUAUCCAGAUGCAAAAUUAGUUGUAGGUAACACUGAGGUAGGUAUUGAAAUGAGGCUCAAAAGGAUGGAAUAUCGGGCUUUGAUAUAUAUUGCACACAUCCCUGAACUUAACCAGUUGAGUCUCAAUGAUGAAGGUAUGGAAAUAGGUGCUGCUGUUAAACUUUCAGAGCUCAUGAAAGUACUGCAAACUGUUUCAGACAAGCGUCCUCCCUAUGAGACUUCAUCAUGUAGAGCUCUCAUUGAGCAGAUCAAAUGGUUUGCCGGAACACAAAUAAGGAAUGCUGCAUCUAUUGGUGGAAAUAUCUGUACUGCCAGUCCAAUAUCAGACUUGAAUCCUCUUUGGAUGGCUGCAGGAGCAAAGUUCCGCAUCGUUGAUGGCAAAGGGAACAUUAGAACAUGCCCGGCUGAAAAGUUUUUCCUAGGUUAUCGCAAGGUGGAUAUGGCUAGUAGUGAAAUCCUGCACUCAGUGUUUUUACCUUGGAAUAAGCAAUAUGAGUUUGUCAAGGAAUUUAAGCAAGCUCACCGGAGGGAUGAUGAUAUUGCAAUUGUUAAUGCUGGAAUGAGGGUUCUUCUUGAACAGAGGGAUACAAAGUGGGUAGUUUCUGAUGCUUCAAUUGUUUAUGGUGGUGUAGCUCCUGUUCCCCUUUUUGCAUAUAAAACAAAACUAUUUCUGAUUGGAAAUACGUGGAGCAAGGAGCUAAUGCAGGAUGCUUUGGAAGUUCUACAGGAGGACAUUGUGUUGAAAGAAAAUGCUCCUGGCGGAAUGGUUGAGUUCAGAAAAUCUUUAACACUUAGUUUCUUCUUCAAAUUUUUCUUGUGGGUAUGUCACCACGUUGAUGGACAAACAUCCUGUCCUUCAGGCAUUCCUUCAUCCCAUCUCUCAGCCAUACAACCAUUUCAUCGAACAUCUGUAACUGGAAGUCAGGACUUUGACAUAACAAAACAUGGAACUGCUGUAGGGUCUCCUGAAGUCCAUCUUUCAUCGAAACUUCAGGUUUCAGGAGAGGCAGAAUAUACUGAUGAUACCCCAGUGCCUCCCAACAGUUUGUAUGCUGCUUUGGUGCUAAGUAAAAAGCCUCAUGCACGUAUACUGUCUAUUGACGAUUCUGGAGCCAAGUCUUCACCUGGGUUUGCUGGAAUCUUUUUUGCUAAAGAUAUUCCUGGUAACAAUAAUAUUGGGCCUGUCAUUGCAGAUGAGGAACUUUUUGCCUCGGAAUUUGUCACUUGUGUUGGUCAGGUAAUAGGAGUAGUUGUUGCUGAUACACAUGAAAAUGCAAAAAAUGCUGCAAGAAGGGUUCAUAUUGAGUAUGAUGAACUGCCAGCUAUUUUAUCUAUGAAAGAUGCCAUUCACUGUAACAGUUUCCAUCCUAAUACAGAAAAGUGUUUGAGGAAAGGUGAUGUAGAUCUGUGUUUUCAAUCAGAUCAGUGUGAUAAAAUCAUGGAAGGGGAAGUCCAGGUCGGUGGUCAGGAACAUUUCUACUUGGAGCCGAAUAGCAGCUUAGUAUGGACAGUGGAUAAUGGCAACGAGGUUCAUAUGGUCUCAUCCACCCAAGCUCCACAAAAGCACCAGAAGUAUGUGUCUCACGUUCUUGGACUUCCAAUGUCAAAAGUUGUUUGCAAGACAAAGAGAAUUGGUGGUGGGUUUGGUGGAAAAGAAACAAGAUCAGCUUUCCUUGCUGCUAGUGCUGCAAUUGCAUCCUAUUUGUUAAAUCGGCCAGUAAAACUUACUUUGGACCGUGACAUUGACAUGAUGAUUACUGGUCAGCGGCACAGCUUUCUUGGAAAGUAUAAGGUUGGCUUUACAAACAAUGGGAAGGUCCUCGCAUUGGAUCUUGAAAUAUACAAUAAUGGUGGAAAUUCACUUGAUCUGUCACUUGCUAUACUUGAGCGUGCUAUGUUCCAUUCAGACAAUGUCUAUGAGAUACCAAAUGUCAGAAUUAAUGGAAGGGUCUGCUAUACUAAUUUUCCUAGUAACACGGCUUUCAGAGGAUUUGGUGGCCCACAAGGCAUGCUGAUUACUGAAAACUGGGUUCAGAGAAUUGCUAUGGAAUUGAAGAAAAGCCCAGAAGAAAUCAGGGAAAUAAAUUUUCAGAGAGAAGGAUCAGUAUUGCAUUAUGGACAAAAGAUAGAGCACUUCACCUUGGACCGUAUCUGGAAUGAGUUGAAGACAUCUUGUGAUCUUUAUAACGCUCGCAAAGAAGUUGAUCAGUUCAAUAGUAAUAAUCGAUGGAAGAAACGUGGAAUUGCUCUAAUUCCUACGAAGUUUGGCAUUUCUUUCACUACAAAGUUUAUGAACCAGGCUGGUGCCCUUGUUCAAGUCUAUACUGACGGAACUGUUUUAGUAACGCAUGGGGGCGUUGAAAUGGGGCAAGGGUUGCAUACAAAGGUUGCUCAAAUUGCAGCUUCUUCCUUUAAUAUUCCUCUGAGUUCAGUGUUCAUCUCAGAGACGAGUACUGACAAGGUUCCAAAUGCAACUCCAACAGCAGCUUCUGCAAGUUCUGAUAUGUAUGGUGCUGCAGUUCUGGAUGCUUGUGAACAAAUAAAAGUUAGGAUGAAGCCCAUUGCAUCAACACGUAACUAUAGCUCUUUUGCUGAGCUUGCAAAUGCCUGCUACAUGGAGAGAAUUGACUUGUCUGCCCAUGGGUUUUUUAUUACACCUGAUAUUGGCUUUGAUUGGAAAACUGGUGAAGGGAUUCCAUUCAGGUACUUCACCUAUGGAGCUGCUUUUGCUGAAGUUGAAAUUGACACGUUGACAGGAGAUUUCCACACUACAAAAGCAGACGUUACCUUGGAUUUGGGGUUUUCUCUCAAUCCUGCAAUUGAUGUCGGGCAGAUUGAAGGAGCAUUCAUACAAGGUCUUGGAUGGGCAGCAUUGGAAGAGUUGAAAUGGGGAGAUCCUGCACACAGGUGGAUUCCAGCUGGCUUCUUAUACACUUGUGGUCCUGGAAAUUACAAAAUUCCCUCUGUCAAUGAUGUGCCCCUUAAAUUCAACAUUUCUCUUUUGAAGGGUGCUCCAAAUGCUAAGGCCAUCCAUUCAUCUAAAGCUGUGGGGGAACCUCCAUUCUUUCUUGCCUCAGCAGUCCUUUUUGCUAUAAAAGAUGCUAUAGUUUCAGCAAGAGCAGAAGUAGGUUGUAGUGACUGGUUUCCUCUAGACAAUCCAGCGACACCUGAACGCAUCCGGAUGGCUUGUACAGAUGAAUUCACUAAAGCAUUUGUAGACUCGGAUUUCCGCCCGAAGCUCAGCAUUUGAUAAAAACUUACCCUGUAUUUAUUGUAAGAAUCAUACUCGUACAUCUUUGUGUGACUAUUGUAGCUAUGUAAUUCCAACUCUGAAAAGUGAAAGCAAUAAAAAAAAAAAAUUUGUUGUAUUA
This is a messenger RNA of Coffea arabica (coffee), 4965 nucleotides long. Its product is annotated as xanthine dehydrogenase 1-like. Gene Ontology annotation, molecular function: oxidoreductase activity; FAD binding; iron ion binding. The record is from RefSeq and is a predicted model, not a curated record. NCBI's taxonomy places the organism in Eukaryota, Viridiplantae, Streptophyta, Magnoliopsida, Gentianales, Rubiaceae.